This is a messenger RNA of Heterobilharzia americana, 1294 nucleotides long. NCBI's taxonomy places the organism in Eukaryota, Metazoa, Platyhelminthes, Trematoda, Strigeidida, Schistosomatidae. The record is from the annotation of a GenBank genome assembly.
AUGGCUAAAGAUUUAUUCGCAGUUUUACGACAGAAUAAUGAAUUACCAAAUCUUCCACCAGAAACAGAGGAAUCAAUUGAAGCGGAGAGUAAUCCUCAGAUGGCUAGCUUUUUCAAUGAAAUUGAAUGGAUUCGUAGAGAGAUUGAAAAGACACGGAUAGAAAUUGGUCAGGUUAAAACAAAGCAUGGUGAAAUUUUGUCAGCAACUCAACAAAAUCCCAAAACUAAAGCACAAUUAGAAGAGCUUAAUGAGAACAUUAAAAGAUCAGUUGGUGAAAUUCGAGCUAAACUGUUAGCACUGAAACGUACAAUCGAAGUACAAGAGACUAAAGAUGCUGCAUCAGCUGAUCUACGUAUUCGUAAAACUCAGUUUCUCGCCUUAUCUCAAAGUAUGGCUAAUACUAUGCAUCAGUAUGGUCUUAUACAGAUUGAACAUAAAGAACGUUGUAAAGCUUUAUUGAAACGACAAUUAGAAGUUGCUCAACGAUCAGUUACGGAUGAAGAGUUGGAGAAUAUGCUUGAAUCUGGGAAUCCACAAAUUUUCACUCAGGGUAUUCUAACUGAUACACAACAAGCUCGUCAAAAUCUAGCCGAUAUUGAAGCACGUCAUGAAGAUAUUAUGAAAUUAGAGAAAAGUAUUCGUGAAUUACACGAUCUGUUUGUAGAUAUGGCUGCAUUAGUUGAAACACAAGGUGAACUUAUUGAUCGAAUCGAUGUUAAUGUCAAACAAACACAAGAUUAUGUUGCAGAAGCUCGGCAAGAAACUAAAAAGGCAGUUGUAUACAAGAAGAAAUCACGAAAAAAAAUGUUUAUUUUAAUCGGAAUAGGAUGUGGUAUUCUUUUAAUCAUAUUAAUUAUUAUACUAUCGACAGUAAUUCCAAGAAUCAAGUAAUUAUGAUGUAUUGUGUUGUUCAAUUGUAUGUAAUAGAAAUCGAUGACUAAUAAAUAAGAAUUAUAUUGUUUCUAUGCAGAUGAUGAGAUAUAGUUUUUUUGUACGAAACAAUUAGUGUUUAUUUAAUUAUUAGUUGGUCAAUUUGUCAAUAAUUUUGAUGAUGGUAUUUUCAAAUUUUUUUUAAUGAACGCGCUUUGUAUGUUCAAAUUUCAAUCUCUAUGAUGAUUUUAUUUUAUAAUAACCCUUUACUUGUAAACAAGUAAGUACAAGUAAACAAAAGUUUUGUAAAACAUGAGAUUAUGAUUUAAUUGAUCAUAUGAACAAAAUUGUAAUAUUAUAUGGGUUAAGAAGUAAUAUGAAUAUGCGUGUAUAUAGAAAUAUACAUGUACAAAGAGAAAAAGAG